AUAAAAAAGAAAAUUAGCCCUCGAGACUCUAAAUAAAAAUUACUAAAACCAAAAUGUUAACUUAUGCUAAAACCACCGUCUUCGCCGUCGCCGUUAUUCUCUUAGCCACGGCCGUGUCUGCCGGAGAGCUCGAGAUGCUCGAGACGGCUCGAGCCGCGGUGGCUGAAUCGAGGGCGUGGGUUGGGUCGAGGGUUGAGACCGAGGGCUUCACUGGUCACAUUUAUUCAAAUGGGUCGGCGAUAAUCGAGUGUGAGAAGCUAUAUGAAGAGAGUGAGAUUAGGUUGUCGACUUUGAUAGAUGUUCAUGAAAAUUUUACUGUCGAUGAUGCGAUAACGUGGUUGGGCGGUGUCCUCGUGAACCAUAGGACUUGUUUGGAGGGUUUAGAACAAAAGGGUUUGGCUCAAAAGGCUUUGGUUUAUAAUAACGUGACGUUGAUCGUUAGCAAGUCUCUUGCUUUGUACCGAAAGGGGAGGAAGAAUCAUGUAAACAAGAGACCACAUGAGGCAGGGAGGCCGAACCAGAGCGGAGGAAUGCUGGUGUCAUGGAAUCCGACACGGUCUAAGGCCGAUUUCGUGGUGGCUAAGGAUGGUUCGGGUGGUCAUAGGUCAAUCAACGAAGCUUUGACUGCGGUUUCUAGAAUGGGUCCACGACGGUCUGGUAGAGUAAUAAUCUAUAUAAAAUCCGGUGUAUAUAACGAGAAAAUUGAUAUAGAUAGGAAGAUGAAGAACAUCAUGCUAGUAGGCGACGGUAUCGACCGGACAAUUGUAACGGGCAGUAGCAACGUCCCCGACGGCGCAACAACUUAUGGAUCUGCCACAUUUGGGGUGUCGGGGGAUGGAUUUUGGGCGAGGGAUAUGACAUUCGAGAACACAGCAGGACCGCAUAAGCAUCAAGCGGUGGCAUUGAGAGUGAGUUCGGAUCUGUCCGUUUUCUACAGAUGUAGCUUCAAAGGAUAUCAAGACACUCUCUUUACUCACUCUCUUCGCCAGUUCUACCGUGACUGCCACAUUUAUGGUACAAUUGAUUUCAUAUUCGGAGACGCGGCUGCGGUAUUUCAAAACUGCGACAUAUUUGUGAGACGGCCAAUGGACCACCAGGCCAACAUGAUCACGGCCCAAGGCAGAGACAAUCCACAUACAAACACAGGCAUUUCAAUACAAGAAUCACGAGUAAGGCCAGCCCCCGAACUCGAGGUGAUGAAAUCCCGUUUCCGAAGCUACUUGGGGAGGCCGUGGAAGAAGUACUCGAGGACGGUGUUUAUGAAAACGGAUCUCGAUGGAUUGAUUCAUCCGAAUGGUUGGACCGAAUGGAGCGGAGCCUUCGCCCUCUCUACAUUAUAUUAUGGGGAAUAUAUGAACACCGGGGCCGGAGCAAGAACCGAUGAAAGGGUGAAAUGGCCAGGAUUUCACGUUCUUCGUGGCUCGGAGGAGGCAAGCCCCUUUUCGGUGAGCAGGUUCAUACAAGGGGAGUCUUGGAUUCCGGCGACCGGUGUCCCGUUUCAUGCCGGCGUUUAGCCUUUUUAGCUUCGGUGGUCGGUCUCUAAAUUCUAAUGCAUGUGAUGUGUCGUUAAAAUGCGUAUUUUGUUUGUGAAGUACCGAAAAUGUACGUGUUAUUAUGAAGAUUCUUAAUCUCGUGAAAAGAUAUAAUCUUCAAUUUAAUCAUAUAAAAUGAAUAAACAUGAGUCGUUCUAUAAAA
Molecule: messenger RNA, 1695 nt
Organism: Tarenaya hassleriana
Lineage: Eukaryota; Viridiplantae; Streptophyta; Magnoliopsida; Brassicales; Cleomaceae
Product: probable pectinesterase/pectinesterase inhibitor 36
Exons: 6
Coding region: 54-1514 (486 amino acids)
Biological process (GO): cell wall modification
Molecular function (GO): pectinesterase activity; pectinesterase inhibitor activity
Source: RefSeq, a predicted model, not a curated record